UUUAAUUUUGAUUGCAAGAACCUGUAAUGUAGAAACUAGAGAGCAAGAGCAGAGGGCUUGUGGGAUUUCCCUGUUCUUCUUUGCUGCAUAUUCCGCAAGAAAUGGCUGGUCUGGGUAGCACCGCUAAAGCGCCUUCACUUCCACCCCCACGCCCAAAGUCACCGCCUGAGUAUCCAGAUUUAUAUGGAAAGAGGCGAGAAUUAGCCAAGGUUCAAAUGCUGGAAAGAGAAAUUCGCUUUCUUGAGGACGAAUUAAAAUUCGUUGAAGGCCUUCAACCUGCUUCCAGAUCCUGCAAGGACGUUGCGGAUUACGUAACAGCAAAUUCAGAUCCUCUCAUGCCAGCAACUAAGAGAGUUCAUAGAUCUUGUUGCUUCUGGAAAUGGCUCUGGCCGAAUAUGUGUAUUAAGGUACAUUUUCCUUUGUGUACAGUGGAUCAUCAUGCUUCAGCUUUUCAUGGAUUUGCUGUCAAGGCUGUGUCCCUCAUCUUGAGAUGCCGCGCUGCUGUGGUUGUAGUAACUUGUGUGAUUGUAGUAUAUCAUCGUCGUGCCCAUCAUCCUGCCCAUCCAUCAGAUGUUCAAAACCCAAGUGCCACUGUUGCUCCUGCUCCUGCUUCAGUUCCCAGUGCUUUAGAAAGCCCGCAUGCGGCCUAA
Messenger RNA from Coffea eugenioides, 650 nucleotides. Its product is annotated as guanine nucleotide-binding protein subunit gamma 3. The coding region runs from base 102 to 650 and encodes 182 amino acids. Lineage: Eukaryota; Viridiplantae; Streptophyta; Magnoliopsida; Gentianales; Rubiaceae. The transcript has 5 exons. The record is from RefSeq and is a predicted model, not a curated record. Gene Ontology annotation, biological process: G protein-coupled receptor signaling pathway.